AUGUUCGGAAUUCGCGACCGUCAGAAUGUAAUCCUCAUACUUGCUAUUCUGGGAAGUGUUCCUGGCAGCAUAGUGGCCGGUUUGCCCGUUACCCCAAUCAAAGAUAGUAAAGGCAAUGUCGACUCAGCAGAGCAAAUCUUCUACGCUGUACGAUGCCAUGCCGAUACCUACGUUAUAGCCCACCAUUGCCAGGCUCACUGCAACGGGAGGGGUCACGUACUCUUCAACGAGACCCGAUGCCCUAACGGAUCAGAAAAUGCCGAUGAUAUCUACUCGGAUUGUUACUGCACUCCAGAAUGCGUGCCUUGUAAGGAGCAUGGUGAAGAACAGCCUUAG
This is a messenger RNA of Fusarium proliferatum ET1, 336 nucleotides long. RefSeq lists its product as uncharacterized. Lineage: Eukaryota; Fungi; Ascomycota; Sordariomycetes; Hypocreales; Nectriaceae. The transcript has a single exon. Bases 1 to 336 code for a protein of 111 amino acids. The record is from RefSeq and is a predicted model, not a curated record.